Messenger RNA from Ipomoea nil (Japanese morning glory), 1127 nucleotides. Its product is annotated as translation initiation factor IF-3. Lineage: Eukaryota; Viridiplantae; Streptophyta; Magnoliopsida; Solanales; Convolvulaceae. Bases 87 to 878 code for a protein of 263 amino acids. Gene Ontology annotation, biological process: ribosome disassembly; translational initiation. The transcript is spliced from 9 exons. The record is from RefSeq and is a predicted model, not a curated record. Gene Ontology annotation, molecular function: ribosome binding; translation initiation factor activity.
AUAUAAACGGAGCGUUUCAAGGGAGAGGCUUGAAUUUAUGGAUAAGAAGAUUCAUUUUUAGUGCCCAAAACAUACUCCCUUCCGCCAUGGCUGGUCUCGCCAGCAGUAGCACCUUCACAUUCAAACCCUUUCUCUCUAAACCCAAUCCCCCCUCCUUUCCUUAUCAUCACUCCACCCUCUUCACCCUCCGCCUCCGCUCUCCAACCUUCUUUCUCUCCACCUCCUCCUCCACCUCCACCGCCAUCUCCGCCCGCUAUGGCGGCGGCCGUCGUCCUCGCGACUAUAAUGAUGACGACGACGAUGAAGGCCUUGAUAUCUCUUCCAUCAGGUCAGACAAAGUCAGGCUUAUAGAUCAACAACAAAAUAUGGUUGGGAUAGUGUCAAAAAGUGAAGCUGUUCAAAAAGCUGAGGAUGCUGAACUUGAUUUGGUUAUUUUAUCUCCGGAAGCAGACCCUCCUGUUGUUAGAAUAAUGGAUUACAAUAAAUACAGAUACGAACUGCAAAAGAAGAAAAAAGACCAGCAGAAGAAAAGUGCCGCCAGCCGCAUGGAUCUGAAGGAAUUGAAAAUGGGUUACAACAUUGAUGUGCAUGAUUAUUCUGUGCGACUAAAAGCUGCUCAGAAGUUUCUAAAAGAGGGUGAUAAGGUGAAAGUUAUUGUGAAUUUAAAGGGCCGUGAGAAUGAGUUCAGAAGUAAGGCUGUUGAGCUACUCAAGCAAUUUCAAAAUGACGUUGGAGAGGCCGCUACUCUGGAGAGCAAGAAUUUCCAUGACCGGAACAUGUUUAUAGUUCUGGUUCCGAAUAAAGCUAUUGCACAGAAAGCUCAGGAACAGCCGAAGAAAAAGGAGAAAUCAGCAACGGAAGUCUCUGCUGGUGUUUGAUUAUCAAUAAUCGUAAGAACUUGAACCCUAAGACUUCACCAGGAUCUCAUUAUCAUGUAUAAAAUUAAUGUUGUACAAUACAAUUGUUAUGUAUAUUUGUGGCAUGCAGCUGUUGGCCUUUAAUUUUGUAGUAACAUUUUGGUAGGAUGAAACAAAUUAUUUAAUUAUACUUGAAGAGGCUAAUACUUGUUUUGCAACAUUUUGCACUGGCAAAUUUGAGGUUAUGAUUAUGAAUUUGUAAUUGUGGUA